GAUGAUAAAUAAAUGGAAGUACAUAUUUUUGAUUCGUUGAUAUAUUUCACUAUACCAAUCAAUUUUCUUAAAAAUUUGACCAAUCAUAUGAAGCCUAGGAACUUAAAAUCUCAUUUUUAUCUAGUGAAAUUUCUUUAAUAAAAAGAUACAAAAACAGAAGAUAAAAAUAGAAAUGACACGUGUAUUUUUAAAUAAUUUUGUUUAAUUCGCGAUAAUUCAUGUAUUAAGAAAAAAUGGGAAAGCAAAAGAGACAAAAAAAUAGACCACAUAAAAGAAAUCCUACGGGACUUCUAUCUGUUAAAGAUUUUGAAACAGAAGAAAUUGAUGAUGUUAUGAAUGAUGAUCGGGAAAGUGCUUUACGAAGAGUAUAUGAAGAAAUACAAUCCGUUAAUAUUGAAGAGAAACUUUCAGGAUUACAAACGAUUGAAUCAAUGUCUUAUAAUUCGACUCUUGCUGUGCAAAUUACAAAAAAUGGAAUUGCUAAAAUAAUAGGUCCAUUACUUGUUGAUAAAAAUAUUCUUAUAAGAACCAGUAGUGCAAGUACUUUAAGAUAUUUAGCAGAUAAUGGAAAAAUGGAAGCACAUAUUAAUUUAUUAAAUGAUGAUAUUAUGAGUCCAUUGUGUACUUUGUUAAAACAAUAUUAUACAGAUUGGCAACCAAAAGAUCAUAAUGAGAAAAACAAAGCAAUUGAUGAAAAAGAAGCGUUCAUUCAAGCAAUUACAUUAUUAUGGACAUUAUGUGAACACAAUGAAUUUGCUGUAAAAUGUUGCAAUGAAAAUGAUAUUGUUUCUAUUUUAACAAAAUUUUUUGAUAUCACUAUUUAUGGUAUAGAAAUUGCUACAAUUAUUACACAAUGUUUAUUAUCUUUGUCAGAAGAUAAUAUCAGUGCUAUUAAAAAACUUAAAAAUUCUGAAGAUACACUUAAUCAAUUGUUAAACACAGAAAUAAAUAAUGCUAGUGUUUCUGAAAUAGCUUGUUUUAAAACUGCUAUAAGUGGUUUAUUAAUUAAUUUGACUAACUGUGAAGAAAAUCUUUCUAUGAAUAUAAUCUGCAAAGUGAUAAAUGUAUUAUCUGAUACUCUUUCCAUUGAUUGUAAGCAAUUAUUAUCCAAUUUGGUUUCAAUUUUACCCUAUGAAAAAAAUGCCUUUUCUAUUAAUGCAAAAAAAAAAGUACAAGAUAGUAGAAGGGUUUUUGGUGCACAGCAGCAAGCAUUAGAGAUUUUAGCCAAUUUAUGUUCAGAAGAUCAAGAAAAUGAGAAUGAAUCUGAUUUAGAAAAUUCAGAUUAUGAAAUUGAAAACAUAGAUGAUGUUUGUAUGGAUGAUAAAUUAUAUAAAAUCAUGUUUUCUUUACCAUUAGAAAUAAUUGAAAUAUUUAAUAUUUGUAAUAUAAUAAGUAAAGUAUGGGACAAAACUAGAAUUAUGAACAAAGAUACAUUAGAAAUAUUAGAACAAAAUGUUGAAGGAAAAGAUAUCUUAAAGCAAGUUCACACUCUAAAUUGUACAGCCUAUUUGUGUUUAAAUAAUUUAAUAUCAUGUUUAGAAAUUGAUGCACUUGGUGGUAUAGAAAAUGUAUACAGAAUGUGGACAGAAAUUGGAACAAUCGUUUUCAAGGAUACAAGUGCAAAUGAUAUAGAAUUAUUAGAAUCCGCUACAGCAGCUAUGAGAGCUGCUAUUCAAAAAUUAUCAGAAGAGAAAGUAAAUAUUUUUAACUCUUUAACACUAGCUGAUGUUCAACCAAUGUUAAACAGAGAACAACAAUGUUUAAAUGCUAAUAUUCAAGUAAAUUUGAUACGAAUAUUAGGAAAUUUGGCUUUAAUUUUAAGGAACAAUGAUACAUCUGAAGCUCGUGAAAUAAUUAAACAUAUAUCUAUAUUUUUGUUGGAUGCUUGUAUGUUAGAAUCAAAAGUUUGGGUAAUGGCAGAAUUUUUGGACACAAUAAUAGAUAUAUAUGCAGAAGAUAAUAGUGACCAAUUAGCAAAUGAAAUUAAAUUGCUAGAAAAAUUACAAAUCUUAAUACCAUGCUUUAGAAAUAAAAUGAGACAACAAAAAAAAACUUUAGGAGACAAUGUUGCAAUAGUGUCCACAGUGAAUAUGAAUAUUAUGAAAUUUAUAAGGUAUAAAGAAAAAAGGAUGAGAGAUCUUUAAAAGAUUCAUUCUGUUUUUUUAUACAUUAACAAUUUUUAUCAAUUAUGUGUUAGUACAUUAAUGUACUAAAAUUUAAUAUUUACAAUGUAAAUAUAUAUUUAUAUUAUGAAAUAUUAUUAACUAAUUCUUAAAUUGUAAUAAUAAAAGCUUUGUGUAUUAAAGCAAUUAUAUUUUAAAUUUUAAAUUAAAUUAAAGUUCUCGAAAAAAUCGAUUAUAUGAAUAUUUAUAAUUUUAUAAAAUUGAAAAUUUUUUUACAGAACAAUGCACGAUUUAUAUAGAUAAGAAACAGCACAAAUCUAAUAUAAUUUUUGUAUUAAUAGCAUUCAUGAUCACAAAAUUUAUAUUUGUAUAAAUUUAUAUGUUAUAUUAGUAUAAAAGUUCAUUUCCAUUUGAUAUGAUGAUUCAAAUGAUAAUAAUACGCAUAUUUUUACAUCAAUUUUUAAAAAAGUUGUAUCUCGCAAUAUGACGCAAUAUUAAUCUGUUUAAGAAAUAUUAAAAAUAAUUUCAUUCAUAACUGCUUCAGAAUUUAAAUUUAAACAGAUGAUUAUGUAUUUAAUGAUACUUAAAAUGAUCAAGAAAAAAUUUAAGCACUAAAUAAAUACACAUGUACACAAUAUUUAUACAGUCUUUAAAGAUAUCUCAAAAUUAACAGGGAUAUUCUUCUUUAAUUUAAAGACCAAAAAGAUUG
Molecule: messenger RNA, 2832 nt
Organism: Apis florea (little honeybee)
Lineage: Eukaryota; Metazoa; Arthropoda; Insecta; Hymenoptera; Apidae
Product: HEAT repeat-containing protein 3
Biological process (GO): ribosomal large subunit biogenesis; protein import into nucleus
Source: RefSeq, a predicted model, not a curated record